Rhodamnia argentea is the source of this 1694-nucleotide messenger RNA. Its product is annotated as putative proline-rich receptor-like protein kinase PERK6. The transcript has 8 exons. NCBI's taxonomy places the organism in Eukaryota, Viridiplantae, Streptophyta, Magnoliopsida, Myrtales, Myrtaceae. The record is from RefSeq and is a predicted model, not a curated record. Gene Ontology annotation, biological process: protein phosphorylation. Gene Ontology annotation, molecular function: protein kinase activity; ATP binding. The coding region runs from base 297 to 1694 and encodes 465 amino acids.
GCGACUCCUCUCCCAGCACGAUAUCGCCGCCUCCUCCAUUCGCCACGGCAUCGAAUAUACCACUGCCACCAAGAUCUCUCACGCCGCCGUCAAAUGCGACGCCAUCUUCUCUAUCACCUCUGACGGGCUCAUCGACAACUAGCGGCUCACCGACAUCUCAUAGCUCCUCCUCGUCGCUUGUGACCCUGCCUCUCGUAAUCGGAGUCGCAGCAGGAACAGGAUUGUUACUGGGUGUGCUCUUGGUGUGGUUGAUCUUGUCAUGCACAAAGAAGAAGAACAAGAAGCCGCAAGCUCAGAUGAACCAUUACGCAGGCACUUUUGACGAUGGCUCAAAAGCUGGCAAAAGCUACUACAAUGGCUCUCAUGAUUCCUAUUCGAGUCGGCGCAACCCUCAACAAACAGCAGCAGACCAUGUCGUUCAAAUCCCUCCCCCGCCAGGGGCGACAGUGACUACUGUACCUUCAGGUUGGCCAGCACCGCUGUCGCCUCUCAUGGGCAGCGACCGGAACUCGAGCUUCCCGAGCCCGCGUGUCCCCGACUCUUCCAUCACUCUCGGGUUCAACAAAAGCAACUUCACCUAUAAUGACUUAGCAAUUGCUACGAACGGAUUCGCGUUCGAUACCAUAAUAGGUCAAGGGGGUUUCGGGUACGUGCACAAGGGGAUGUUGCCGAAUGGACAGGAGGUGGCUGUGAAGUGCUUGAAAGCGGGGAGCGGACAAGGGGACAGGGAGUUUCAGGCGGAGGUCGAGAUCAUCAGCCGUGUCCACCACCGUCACCUGGUGUCGCUGGUAGGAUACUGUAUGGCCGGAAGUCAGAGGAUGUUGGUUUACGAGUUCUUGCCCAACAAAACCCUAGAGUAUCACCUUCAUGGGAAAGAUCGUCCGCCCAUGGGUUGGUCGACGAGGCUUCGAAUUGCGGUAGGAUCAGCCAAGGGGCUCGCUUAUCUGCAUGAAGAUUGUCACCCUCGGAUUAUCCAUCGAGACAUCAAAGGUGCGAACAUUCUUCUUGAUUUCAAUUUCGAGGCCAAGGUGGCGGACUUCGGACUAGCUAAGCUUACUUCGGACAAUUACACUCACGUGUCGACGCGAAUCAUGGGGACGUUCGGUUACUUGGCCCCGGAGUAUGCCGCGAGCGGCAAGCUGACCGACAAGUCCGACGUCUUCUCUUUCGGGGUUAUGCUUCUGGAGCUGAUCACGGGGAGACGUCCGGUGGACCACACCGGCGAACUGAUGGAGGACAGCCUCGUAGAUUGGGCUAGGCCCCUAAUCGGACGUGCCUUGGAAGAGAGCAACUUUAACGAGUUGGCCGACCCGCGGCUAGAAGCCGAUUACGAUUAUCAUGAGAUGGCGCGCAUGGUCGCGUGCGCCGGCGCGUGUAUACGGCAUUCCGCUAGAAGGAGACCCAAAAUGAGCCAGAUUGUUCGAGCCCUAGAAGGGGAUGGUUCUUUCGACGAUCUAAACGACUGGCCGAAGUCGACCGGCCAAAGCUUGGCCACCGACGGAUCGAGCAGUACCGAUUACGAAACCGUCUCUUAUAGCGAGAACAUGAGGCAAUUCAAGAAAGUCGCGGUUCAUGGUCACGAGUACGUGAGCAGCGAGUACGGUGGCACGAGCGAGUACGGGCUCAAUCCUUCUUCUUCGAGCAGCGACUCAGAGGAGGGGAGCAAAGGCGGGUCCAGGAGACACAAUCCGUGA